CCCGCGGCCUGCGAGGCCCUGAACAAGAACGAGUCGGUGCUGAGAGCCCGGGCCAUCGUGGCCUUCCACACGGGGAACUACCGGGAGCUCUACCACAUCCUGGAGAACCACAAGUUCACCAAGGAGUCCCACGCCAAACUGCAAGCCCUCUGGCUGGAAGCGCACUACCAGGAGGCGGAGAAGCUGCGGGGCCGACCCCUGGGACCGGUGGACAAGUACCGGGUGAGGAAGAAGUUCCCGCUGCCCCGCACCAUCUGGGACGGCGAGCAGAAGACACAUUGCUUCAAGGAGCGGACGAGGCAUUUGCUGCGGGAGUGGUACCUGCAGGACCCUUACCCCAACCCCAGCAAAAAGCGGGAACUGGCUCAGGCCACGGGACUUACCCCCACGCAAGUGGGCAACUGGUUCAAAAACCGCAGGCAAAGGGACAGGGCAGCAGCCGCUAAGAACAGGUUAGAAAGGAGGCUGGGUUCAUUGGGAAGCGCCCUUGUGUGUCAAGAAGCCGGUGCAUCUCAUAGCUGGGGCAAGCGUGAGCUACUGCAUUUUGGACUUUUCACGCAUCCAAUUAAAGGCUUGGGAGGAUCAGACUCUAUCACAGAUCCAGUUACCCCUGGCUGA
Molecule: messenger RNA, 618 nt
Organism: Egretta garzetta (little egret)
Lineage: Eukaryota; Metazoa; Chordata; Aves; Pelecaniformes; Ardeidae
Product: homeobox protein SIX6
Exons: 2
Biological process (GO): regulation of transcription by RNA polymerase II; eye development
Cellular component (GO): transcription regulator complex; nucleus
Molecular function (GO): DNA-binding transcription factor activity, RNA polymerase II-specific; RNA polymerase II cis-regulatory region sequence-specific DNA binding
Source: RefSeq, a predicted model, not a curated record